CGCCGCACCUAAGAGUGUAUCAUGCGUCUCCAGAUACUGAACCUCCUAGGUCUUCUUCCUUUGGCUCUUGGGGAGGUGUUCGACCUCUCGCAACUCUCGUGGUCCCUCUCAAAUCAAAACGGCACCAUCGUGAUUCCGGCGUCGAUACCAUCGCAGGUGCAUCUGGACUUGCUGGAGGCGGGAGUCAUUACGGAACCCCUUCUAGGAAUCAAUGAUUUCGCUGAGAGAUGGAUUAUCAAUGACAAUUGGACGUAUACGGCCGAUCUCUCCCCGAUCCUCAAAGCGACUUCCAAGGCGAAAACGAGCUCGCUUCUGGCCUUUUAUGGGCUGGACACGGUAGCGAAUAUUACACUAUUCGGGAAGCCGGUCGCUUGGGUGAACAACCAGUUCCGCCAGUACGUGUACGACGUAUCCGACAUUUUAGCGAAGGUGUCGCCAGGCAAUACGAACUUGACCGUCGCAUUCGAGUCAGCGUGGUUGUACGGUCUCAAUGUGACGUCGCGGCCCGAUGCAGAGGCGUUCCCAGUCACGAGCGUGUCGCUGACUACCAUCAACUUUGAAUAUCCCGGAGUCCGCCAGUGGAUACGGAAGACUCAAUCAGACUUCGGAUGGGACUGGGGUCCGGCAUUCGUCCCCAUAGGGAUUUUCAAGCCAGCGUACCUGAUCACAUUGUCAGACUCCAAGGACAACAUCGGAAAUACCCAUGCUGACGCCAUAUUCCUCGAGGAAAAGACGCUGGAGGUGUACAAGCCAGGUCAAACUCUUGCUAACCGACCCGACGAAUCCGCGGACUGGAUCGUCAACGUCACUCUUGGCUUGCGGUCCGCCGUAGCUUUCUCGGCCCCUUCACUCACUAUUGCGUUCCCGGAGCUGGAAUAUACGACGAACGUCCGUAUCCCCUCGAUCGAACGGAGUCUUGACACAGAACACGUUGUUUCGGCCAGCGUCAGAAUACCCGAGGGUCUCCCUCAGCGGUGGUACACUCACAACCUCGCGACUGGCCCGAAGCUGUACGAUGUGAAGAUUACGCUAGCAGCGUCAUCGACGUAUAAGGUCAGCUGGGAUACCACCACCGGCUUUCGGACGAUCUUCCUGGCACAGGGACCCUAUUCUCAAGAAGACAUCGACAAGCGGGGAAUCACGCCGGGCAAUCAAUGGCACUUCGAACUCAAUGGCGAAGCUUUCUAUGCACUGGGAACCAACAUCAUUCCGUUCGAUCCCUUUUACGCGAGGGUCACUACUGAUAAGGUUAGAUGGGUGCUCGAAAGCGCGGUAGCGAGCGGCCAGAACAUGGUUCGUGUCUGGGGCGGCGGUAUCUAUCAACCCUCCGCAUCCUCGCCAGGAGUGUACGACUUUUACGAUCUCUGCGAUGAGCUCGGCAUUCUCGCAUGGUCGGAGCUCAUCUUCUCCGAUUCGUUGUAUCCUAUCAACGACUUCAUGCUCGGUUCUAUCGAGCCGGAAGUCCGGCAGAAUGUUAGACGAGUGAAGCGCAAUCCGAGCAACGCGCAGUGGGCCGGAGGAAAUGAGAAUGAGCUCCUCGCCAUCUUUGUGAACGAGACGCUCGCGAACGGCACGCAUUAUCUGGACGAGUAUGUCUUCUUGGCCCAGGAUUACUUGCAAGGCAUAGUCACGUCCGAAACCAACUCCGUUGCUUAUACGGACUGUUCUACGACUUUUGGCCCUUUGAGCUUCGAUCCUCUUGUCCAGCGGUUUCUGAAUGGGACUCCAGGAUUUAUCUACGGAAAUACAGAGAGAUACAACUACGACGCGUCGCAAGCGUUCAAUUAUAGCACUUAUCCUGUUGCGAGAUUUGUGAACGAGUUCGGGUUCCACUCGAUGCCUAGCUUCUACAGCUGGGAAGAGGUGCUCACCUCACCGGAAGACUUUUCGUUCAACUCUACCGUGGUCGCCUCGCGUGAUCAUCACCUGCCCGCCGGAGACCUCACUUUCCCUAACCCCAACGCGGUUCUGGGACAGGCGCAGAUGACAAGCGGCGUCGAGCUGUGGCUGCCUACCCCUGGCACGGAGGACUCGAACCAGACAUUCGCGCAAUGGUGCUGGUCGACGCAGAUCUUCCAGUCGAUGACUAUGGCUUCGCAGAUCGCGUGGUACAGAAGGGGUGCUGGACUGGGAGAAAACAACCUUGGCGCGCUCGUCUGGCAGAACAACGACAUAUGGCAAGGCGUAAGCUGGUCUGCUGUCGAGUACUCGGGAAGAUGGAAGGUCCUGAAUUACGGCCUCGCCACGGCUUUCUCUUCUGUGGUUAUCAACGCGUUCUGGACGCCAGACAAUCAGACGCUCGAAGUCCUCGUCACGUCGGACAGGUGGGAAGCAGUCAAGGGCACGGCGGAGCUGUCGUGGUAUACGUGGAACGGCACGCUUUUGAGCAACAAUACCGUUCACUUCACCACCCCGGCGCUCAACAACUCCGUUGUGUUCAGCGGGACGGGCUUGGACCAGAUUCUUCCGCCGGGCUCGGAUCCGAAGGAUGUGUGGCUUCGGAUGAACCUCAUCGCGGUGGCGGAUAAACGUAUCGUUACCAAUGAACAAUUCUUCACCCCGGUUUCGCUGGCGGAUGCGAAUCUCGUUGAUCCGUUGAUUAGUGUCAUUCGCGGCAAGGAUUUGACGUUCACCCUCCGCGCUGCUGGCGGUGUUGCGCCGUGGACGUGGAUCGAUCAUCCCGCCGGCACGGUCGGAUACUUUAUCGACGCCAUUACGCAUUUGCCUUCGAACGGGUUUUACUUGGUUCCCGGCCAGGAUCGAACGAUCAAAUUCAUCUUGAACCAAAGUAUGUCGAGGUCGGCGUCUCCCAAUCCUGCCGACUUCGUGGUUCGAUCGUUGUGGAACAACACGCAUGUCGCGUGAAGGAUAGCGCCUUAUUAUGCCUCCAUAUCAUAAAAAUCAUGGACUAAUAAACC
Punctularia strigosozonata HHB-11173 SS5 is the source of this 2918-nucleotide messenger RNA. RefSeq names its product glycoside hydrolase family 2 protein. Bases 22 to 2865 code for a protein of 947 amino acids. NCBI's taxonomy places the organism in Eukaryota, Fungi, Basidiomycota, Agaricomycetes, Corticiales, Punctulariaceae. The record is from RefSeq and is a predicted model, not a curated record. The transcript has 17 exons. Gene Ontology annotation, biological process: glycoprotein catabolic process. Gene Ontology annotation, molecular function: beta-mannosidase activity.